AUGAUCAUCAUCGCGGCGUUGGCGGUAAGCGCCUUCUCCGUAUCAUCCCCAAGCCACGAGGUGCCCUCAAGUACCGCACCAGGGCGCAAUGACUCCUUCGUGGACAAGGUGUUCCUGUUCGCGACCACGGUGGGUAUCGGGGACGCCUCCCCUACCCCGCCGCUGUCCCGCCUCCCAUCGGCCGAAGAGGGCCCCGACGACUAUCCGCUGACCAUCAUCCCGCCUCUGUGGCGUUUGGAUGAUGCGGCGGCUGGUGCGGCCGAAGAACAACAACGGCCACGGGAAAACUGGCUGAAGAGCAUCGUCGCCACCAUCAUGGUGGCCGUUCGCUUCCUGAUUGGCCCCAACGGCCAGAGGGCGAGUCAGGGAUGCCGGGGCGACGACGACAACGACGACAACCACGCCCCCGCCCAACGCGCUACGUGGCGGGAGCGAGCCGCAGCUGCCGCUCGUAGGUUUCUGCGCUCAGCGAGAAACAAGAUCAACAACGCCAAGGACCGCCUCCUCGCCAUGUUCGACAUCUCCGUCGCCAGGAGAACCGCUCGACUGUUGGACCUGGCGCGCAAGAUAAGCGUGCAGGACAUGCCGCGCCGGGCGGGGUUCAGACGCCAAGGCAGCGACGAGCUCUUUGAGGUCGAUCGUAGCCGCCUGGGAGUGAGCGAUGCCGUCGCCGCCGCUGUGAAGGAGAUUUGCACCAAGUUGGCGGCGGCAUUCCCUGUCAUCGGGUAUAACCAGGGCUUCGACGCCGCCUGUAAGGCGAUCUUUAUCUGUGUGGGCGGAAACCUGGGUGCGGCCGCCGCAGUUUUCACCAAGUGGGCCGUUCCCUUGGCGUGGAUGAUGAUGAACCCAUACAGGGACGGCCAGCUCGGCAUCAACACUGCCAUGCGAUACACCUGGUCGGUGAUCAAAAUGCACGCCGGUCCGGUGUCCGGAUGGCUGUCACGCGACCCGAUCGUUGGCUGCGACGAGGACAACGACAUGGCCGACACGAUUCUCGCACACAUCUUCAUGGAGCCGCUCUCGACCUUCUGCUCCAGGCUGGGCCUCCCCCAGUGUGUCAUCAACGACAUCGUGGAGGAGACGAUGCGGGCUGGCCUUCAUGGCCCGGCUGUCACGAUAUUCGUUGUUAUGUCUCUUCUCUGCUUGGCGGAGAAGCAGGGGGCGGAGGACGCCGACGUGGUGGUGAUGGUGAAGAUCCCACUGAUGGCCGCAGCAAGCAGCGUGAAGUCCUUCAAGGACAUCUUGGAGCACGCGCCUGUCUCGCUCGAGCACUUCUUGACUGGGUACCGAGCCGCAAUGGUCGGAGUACCGGCGUGCGAUGGCUGGGUAGAGCCGGUGUAG
Ectocarpus siliculosus is the source of this 1341-nucleotide messenger RNA. Lineage: Eukaryota; Phaeophyceae; Ectocarpales; Ectocarpaceae. The record is from the annotation of a GenBank genome assembly.